Messenger RNA from Hevea brasiliensis (rubber tree), 1384 nucleotides. RefSeq lists its product as uncharacterized. Bases 764 to 1171 code for a protein of 135 amino acids. The record is from RefSeq and is a predicted model, not a curated record. The transcript has 3 exons. NCBI's taxonomy places the organism in Eukaryota, Viridiplantae, Streptophyta, Magnoliopsida, Malpighiales, Euphorbiaceae.
UUUCUUUCCUCUUCCAACGUGUUAGUCACCAAUCAGAGCAUGAGCCUCCCAUCCGACCGUUGACUCAUCCCUUCUCUUCUCUUCCUUGCUCAGCUACUCACACGCCUCACUCCCAUGUUACUGCUUUUAAGCCUCUGCCUCUUCUUCUCCACUCCCUACUAUUGCCUUACCUAUUUGUCUUCAAUUCCUCAGAAACUUCAGCCUUUCACGGUUUCUGAAGCCGGAAUUUCUCUCCAUUGAUGAGAGGUUUACUUGUUCUUCUUAUGUACCAUUUUUUAUGAAAGAGGAAGACAUCGCCACAACCCUAAUGGAUAAACCGAAUUGAACUUCGAUUCGGUUCAAUUCAGUUCUUUUUAUUCAUUUCAUAGGUUCAAUUUAUGAAUCAAACCGAGUUUAAAUCAAAUUAAUUCGAAAAAAAUAAUCAACUGCAAAUUGUUUCUGCAUUCCAUGUGCUGGAGAAGAUGUAUACUAGUAUAAAGAUCCAAAAAGCAAAUUGCUGUACGUGCAUCAUUUUCAUACUAGUAUCCGAAACCAAAACAAAAAAUCAAAAGCCAAAUUCCUUCUCCACUUGGAAAGCCACCAAAGCAAAAUAAUUAAAGCGUGGAAUUCAAGUAGGAUAUAUUCCAUCGAUAUGACACGGAACUUGUAAGCCAUAUAUCCUCUACCCAUAUCAUUCAAUUCUAUAUUUCCUGUGCUAGCAUACCCUUGAACCUUUCCUCCUGUUUCUCUCUUUUGUCUCUCAGUAGAAGAGAAAUUAAUAUCCAUGAGUGAUCUUGAUUGUGACUGUGAUUUUGGUGAUUGUGAUUGCGAUUGCGAUUGUUGUUGCUGCUGCUGCUGUUGUGAUGAUUGUGAUUGCGAUUGUGAUAAAUCAUGCUCUUGGUGGUUCUUGAACAGGAUAAAAUUUGCUGUAUUAUAUGCAUUAACGUUGAUAAUGAUAAUGGUAGAAGGCAUAAUCCUCAUGAUGACACCUGCUACCAUUUGUGCUGUUGUUGCUGUUGCGAUGAUAAUUAUCAAAGAAGAAGAGUACCAACCCAAUCGAAGCAAGAAGAAUUUAAUCCCAAAAACCAAGAAGAGAAAAGGAGGAAAGAAUCUGAUUUUGAGCAUGCACCAAAUUGCCCAUGUCGUGGAUCCCCUAUACCAAAGAAUAGAUGUCCUUAUAAAUGCUGGUUAGCGUCACCAUCACUUGAUUUAGAUCCUCCAAUGAUUCAGCGGUUCCAAGCCCUGGAUAGAGAAAAAUAUGUGAGAGGGUAUGAGUCCUCUGGGAAGCGGAGGCAUUAUUGGUGAUUUGGUUGCCUGCAAAGUUAACUGUAUAUAAUUAAGCCAAAUGAGGGUUCAGCUGUACUUGUACUGUACAGGGUUUAUUUUAUGAAGUUUUCGUACCGUA